Amphimedon queenslandica is the source of this 1282-nucleotide messenger RNA. RefSeq names its product P2X receptor A-like. The transcript has 5 exons. The record is from RefSeq and is a predicted model, not a curated record. NCBI's taxonomy places the organism in Eukaryota, Metazoa, Porifera, Demospongiae, Haplosclerida, Niphatidae. Gene Ontology annotation, biological process: calcium ion transmembrane transport. Bases 70 to 999 code for a protein of 309 amino acids. Gene Ontology annotation, cellular component: membrane.
UUACUUUCUUUCGUUAUUUUCUCAAAGGGUCUUAGCAACGAGUGCUUAACAAGGACUUAACUCUUAAUUAUGUUAAAUUAUGUCACUUAUAAGUAUGUAGUUCUAAAGGAUUACAGACUAGGUUUGUUUUAUUAUAUUCUUGCUGGUCUCAUCAUACUUUACACACUGGUUGAGAUACUCUACAAUAAAGGAUACCUCGAGAUUGAUUCUAAACCAGUCGGUUUUGUACGUGCUGUAGUAUCAGAUGAUCUUCCAUUGCUGAAUGCGUCCUCUCUAUCCUAUUGUACCAGUAAUCACUCAAUAACUAAUAAUAUAUCCUGCUAUUAUGAGACACCGCAUGAAUUAAACUGGCCAGUCGAGUCACGCUCUCUCUCUAUCAUGACUUUUGCUAAAGACAAGCUACAGGCGUCUCUGAGUCUCUCCCCUGACAGCGAUGAGUUUGAGGGGAUCAACGAAACUCAAUAUUUCACACUGGGUCCGGAACAUGUUCUCGUUAAAGUUGAUCAUGCCGUUGUGGCGUCUCGUUUUGGUAGUGGGCGUGAUCAACUCGCUGCCUCGAAGCGUCAGAUGAUUGGGUACUUGUUAGAUUCUAGAGGGGCAUUAAUUAGAAAAUUGAGCAUUCCUGGAAAACCAGAUAAAAUCACAUUACAGGAGCUAUUAGAGGCUGGAGGCGUGUCUGGACUGGAUGAACCCAGCGAUGCUCUGAAUGCCAAAGGACAGAGUAUCAGACAAAGAGGAGUGGUCAUAAUUGUAUCAAUUUAUUAUCAAAACUGGUUUAAUACAUGGUUCGGGACCAGUGAUAUUGAGUAUUCUUAUCAAGUCAGACACAUUCCUUAUAUGGAUUACAAUUCAAAGCAGUUACUUCCAGCUAUGCCUCCUCACUCUGAUGAUGGAACCGGUCGCAAAUGGCAGCUGCUACGUAAACGAUAUUCAGUGAGAGUGGAGUUUCAACAGACUGGGAGUUUAGGUAUGUUCUCUUUCUCCAGUUUAUUACUAUAGCUAGUAUCAGGAGUUGGCCUCUGCCACCAUAAUAGACACUGUGGCAUUAUAUGUAUUACCUCAUAGCAAGAGUAGGAUGGUAUACGGAAAUAAUGUUUAUGACAAGAGUGGGGACAUUAAGAAACAUCAAACCAUUCAUAUCAUGAUUUUACUGGACUAGCCAAAUGAAUUUAUGUUCUCUUUCUCCAGUUUAUUACUAUAGCUAGUAUCAGGAGUUGGCCUCUGCCACCAUAAUAGACACUGUGGCAUUAUAUGUAUUACCUAAUAGCAAGAGUAGGAUCGU